Gorilla gorilla gorilla (western lowland gorilla) is the source of this 1141-nucleotide messenger RNA. Lineage: Eukaryota; Metazoa; Chordata; Mammalia; Primates; Hominidae. The record is from the annotation of a RefSeq genome assembly.
AUGACCCCUAUACGCAAAACUAACCCACUAGCAAAACUAAUUAACCACUCAUUCAUUGACCUCCCUACCCCGUCCAACAUCUCCACAUGAUGAAACUUCGGCUCACUCCUUGGUGCCUGCUUAAUCCUUCAAAUCACCACAGGGCUAUUCCUAGCCAUACACUACUCACCUGAUGCCUCAACCGCCUUCUCAUCAAUCGCCCACAUCACCCGAGAUGUAAACUAUGGCUGAACCAUCCGCUACCUCCACGCUAACGGCGCCUCAAUAUUCUUCAUUUGCCUCUUUCUACACAUCGGCCGGGGCCUAUACUACGGCUCAUUUCUCCACCAAGAAACCUGAAACAUCGGCAUCAUCCUCCUACUCACAACCAUAGCAACAGCCUUCAUAGGCUAUGUCCUCCCAUGAGGCCAAAUAUCCUUCUGAGGGGCCACAGUAAUCACAAACUUGCUAUCCGCCAUCCCGUACAUCGGAACAGAUCUAGUCCAAUGAGUUUGAGGUGGUUACUCAGUAGAUAGCCCUACCCUUACACGAUUCUUUACCUUCCACUUUAUCCUACCCUUCAUUAUCACAGCCCUAACAACCCUCCAUCUCCUAUUUCUACACGAAACAGGAUCAAACAACCCUCUAGGCAUCCCCUCCCACUCUGACAAAAUCACCUUCCACCCCUACUACACAAUCAAAGACAUCCUAGGCCUAUUCUUCUUUCUCCUGACCUUGAUAACAUUAACACUAUUCUCACCAGACCUCCUAGGAGACCCAGACAACUACACUUUAGCCAACCCCCUAAACACCCCACCCCACAUCAAACCCGAAUGAUAUUUCCUAUUUGCCUACGCAAUUCUCCGAUCUGUCCCCAAUAAACUAGGAGGCGUCUUAGCUCUAUUACUAUCCAUUCUCAUCCUAACAAUAAUUCCUAUUCUCCACAUAUCCAAACAACAAAGCAUAAUAUUCCGCCCAUUAAGCCAACUACUCUACUGAUUCCUAAUCGCAAACCUCUUCACCCUAACCUGAAUCGGAGGACAACCAGUAAGCUACCCCUUCAUUACCAUUGGGCAAGUAGCAUCCGUACUAUACUUCACGACAAUCCUAUUCCUGAUACCAAUCACAUCCCUGAUCGAAAACAAAAUACUCAAAUGAACCU